AUGGAUUCCGUACACGUCUUGGCCAUAUUACGAAAGAAAGGAAGCGAUUCUAACUGUAAACGAGAUGUUUUGGACCACGAUGCAGAGGGACGAAAACGAUUAAAAAACUACCCUUUUAUAAGGUGUGAAAAGGCUCAAUAUGUGAUACUAAAGCUUGUGAUAGAGGUGGAGCAAGUAGCUAUGUCGGUAAAUGAUUUGACGGAUGCGGAUCCUUCACCGAAGUUGCGGAUGAAGCCGGCUGUGAGGCGGAUAUUCUGCUGCAGUGUGACUGCUGCAUCCGGAUUUAUUGCUGCUUAUGCAUUGCGCGUUGUGAUGAUAGAACUUACGGUUCCUUGGGAAACCAACAUCCCCAAAGACCGUACCAUCAAGGUCGCGUACGCCAUAGCACUGAUAUAUGAGAUAGUAUGGGUGGUUGAAGCUCAGGCAGGCCUGCCAAUAGCCUCCGCGCUGCUCAUGAUAUGCUACUGUGUAGUCAUUGCUGCUACAGUCACUUUAGUACAUGGACUUAUAUCGAAAAACAACACAUUUCUUCUGGCGUGGUUGAUCUCAGUAAUUCUUGUUUUAAUACCAGAAUGUGCGCUAGUCUUUUACAUGUCCAUAAAUCAUUGGGGUCUCCAAGGCGUAUAUGGUGGCGCUGAACUCGCGUGUUACGUGGCCCGACUGCCGGCUCUCGUGUGUGGUGUUGUGCUCGUACAGUCAGCUUAUGCGCUCAGGGAGGCGAGAAAAUCUGAUUACGCGGCCGGCGUUCCCGUCAGUGGUAGUGAAUUUGACGCCAGCCACUUUGUACCGGACUCAAACAUCGCGUUCACUAACGACGGUUUCUUACCUGACAAUGGUAAAUCAGGUUCAAUGCCAGAUCUCCGUCGUCAUUUAGCGUCACGUCAAUCCAUGAUGGGUUACCCCAUGAUGUUACCACAACCACCACCCGCAUACUGGCAACACCUGGCUGAUAGGCAGUACGCGGCUUCAUUACGAGGAUAUCCAAAAUACGCUCCACAACAUUUCGGAACAUGGGUCGGACCUAGAACAGGUCCAGAAAAUCCAUACAAAAGACGCCAUUCAGUUGUAGGAGCGUUUAAUAUAGACGAAUAUCCCAAAGAAUAUUACGAAGAUAGAAUGGAUUGUAAAAGCGAGAUGGGCUAUCCGUACAGACCUUAUAUAUACGAUCCGAGGAUGUAUCCAACGGAUUACGAUCCGAGAUUCCCGAACGAUUACGGUCACUUAAGACACGAUCCAUAUCACUUCAGUGGAUCAAGAGAAAGAGUAUUUUAUGGUAUAAGAAACAGUCAUAAUUCAGUCGGCAACGAAUCAGAUGAUUUGACUAAAUAUAAAGACGUCGCUUUAUAA
Molecule: messenger RNA, 1347 nt
Organism: Danaus chrysippus (African queen)
Lineage: Eukaryota; Metazoa; Arthropoda; Insecta; Lepidoptera; Nymphalidae
Source: the annotation of a GenBank genome assembly